ACUGCUGUGCUCGAGCGGCGCGACGGGGGUGUGACGACGAAGGAGUCGCUAUCUCUCUCUCCCUCUCGCCCGCUUCAUACAACCCCGCGCGUCGGACUCGUCGCGGAGCACGGAAUCGAAAGACACGCGGGGGCGCGCGCGAGCUUUAUUUUUUACAGUUACGAUCGUGUGCGUGCGGCUGUCGUCCUCGUCGUCGUCGUCGUCGGUAGAAAACGAGCCCAGUCGAAGAGAGAGAGAGAGAGAGAGAGAGAGAGAGAGAGAGAGAGAGCUGCUCUUUGGUCAUGUGACUCCUCGUCGUAGCUCCUCUCUCGACUCUCGCGCUGGCUCUGUGUACCCCGCGAGUCAGUGUACACACGGAUGCAGCGCGAGGGGAAGCUCCGUUCACGAGGGGCGAGCUGCUAGUGCGCGCGAGGGAGAGCACCGAGCACGUUGCCUUUUGCUGUGUCCUUACACCGUUCCGCCCUUUGAGGCUGCCGGCACUGCUGCACUGCUCUUGAUUCCUGGGUCGAGCGCCAGGAUCCUCUAGGCUGUACGUCUGCUCGCAGAAGAGCAGCCGAAUGUUGCUGCAGCGAAGAGCCAGCAUCAGCAACGAGGACCAGGCUGAGACUCCUAGGUUGAGCCGAGGACGCAGAUAAAGAGCCAUUGGGCUAACGACGGUUAUACGAGGGUGCGCCGGUACUUUGGCAGAAACGGCGUGGCACAGAUGCGGUAUGGCCCUGCCGCGACUAUCGCUCAAAAGAUGCUUCCUCUACGUAGUCUGCAUCACGGGUAUGCUGCUCGUCGUCAUGAACGUGCGGCAGAAGGAGAUCUGGCACGGCAUCAGGCCCGAGCAGGUCCAGCCCGCUGCCAGGACCAUGCCAGACGCCGCCAAAAUAAAGCUGCUCUCGUCGGCACCUGCGAGAUCAGCAGUGACGACGAUGCCGAAGCUCUCGACGAGAGUUUGCCGACCGAGACUCGCGCUCAGAAAGCUACCAGUCGAGAUGAACAACACGACGGGGAUGCCAAAUUCUAUCGAAAACACAAUCGAUAUAAGCGAUCCUGCGAAGAGGCCAUGGUACAUGAAAGGCGGCCAGAGAAGACCGAGUCCUGCUUUGAAGUCACGGCGCACUGGUAGAAGACAGGCGCGUCUUUGGCCUGACGAAGAUCCUAUUGAUGAUCGCGUGACAAACCAGCUCAUGUUCGUUCCGCCGGAUUAUAACAGAUCAAGCCUUGACAUCCGCUUCAAAAAGAUUUAUAUACCGCACGGAAUGAACGAGGCGAAAAGCGGUCCGGAUCUCUUCUUUCAACAGGGAUGCCCCGUAAAUACUUGCAUGAUAACUCGCGAUAAUCCCAACGAUGCCGAUUUGAUCCUCUUUAAGGAUUACGUUACGCACAUCGGACGAAGAUCUCCAAAUCAGGUCUGGAUGUUGUACUUUUUGGAAUGUCCUUACCAUACACAAAGUGUAAAAAAUGCUAUAGUGAAUUGGACAGCUACCUAUCGGCGAGAUAGUGACAUCGUUGCACCUUACGAGAGGUGGCAAUACUACGAUUCUAGAGUUACCCAAAUCCAACAAAGUUUUAAUUAUGCAGCCAACAAAACAAAGAAGGUUGCAUGGUUCGUCUCUAACUGCCACCCCCGCAAUCAACGUAUGCACUAUGCUAAGGAGCUGGCGAAACAUAUUCAAGUGGACAUCUACGGUGCUUGUGGCACUUUGAGAUGUUCGCGAUCCCAAGCACAAGCUUGCUUCGAUAUGCUCGAUGCUGACUACAAAUUCUAUCUUGCUUUUGAGAAUUCCAAUUGCCGCGACUACAUAACAGAAAAGUUCUUCGUCAACGGUCUUGGGCACAACGUACUACCAAUCGUAAUGGGCGCCCACCCAACAGACUACGCUCGAAGCGCACCAUACCGUUCGUACAUCCACGUAGAUGAGUUCGAAUCGCCGCGUGAGCUGGCCCAAUACUUACACCGACUCGACGCCGACGAUGAGCUUUACAACUCGUAUUUCAAAUGGAAAGGUACCGGAGAGUUCAUCAACACGUACUUCUGGUGCCGGGUUUGUUCGAUGCUGCAUGACGAGCAGCGCACGGCUAAGCACUACCGAGACGUGAAUGAAUGGUGGCGGGGCGAGGGUGUUUGCGCGGCCAAUUCCUGGCGCGAGCUCGAGCAUCUACGCAAUACCUGAGAACAGCUUGCGAACAGCACCGAUGCUGUCGCUACUGACUCGUGAUCGUCUUAACGAUCUCAUAAUAUGACCCGGUUAAGUUGGCGCGAGCGAGAUGACGCGUUGCAGGAGUAACCAAAGAUGACUGUAUGCAAAAAUUUCGGAGACUUUGAACGAGCGAUUUUUAUCGAGCGUCUAUUCUCGUCAAAGAAAAUGGUUUUCAAGGAAUCGAACAGCUUAAUUUUUUAAGACAUCCAUUUGAACUCGUCAUACUGGAAGUGUUUGUUUCGAUACAUAUUUUAUUAACAAAUAAAAGUAUUCCAUUAAGGGGAGGUGGGAGCUAUAGCUUCGCAAAUCCGCCACGGGGUAUUUAGUAUUUCAAAUGCCAAAAAAAAAAACUAACAACCGUAUUGACAUUUUCUUUGGGUAGAAUGAUUUACUGAUCUCAAACCUAUGGCGCUCUGCUCAUUAUAUUGAUAAAAGUUCAAAUUAAAAAAAGUUAAUAAGUAACAUUGGAGUUUGAGGUUGGCGCUGUAAUCGCAUAAACACGCGUAAACACCCGCUCGUAUUUCACAACUUUUACAAAAAACAAAAGUCCGAUUGGUAUUUUUUUUUCGGUAGAAUGAUUCACUAAACUCAACACUAUGGCGAUCUGGUCUUGGUUUUUCAUUGUAAGCUUUAUUCAAAAAGUUAUAAGGAACAGAAAAACAGUGUUUUCAGCUCCCACAUCCCCUUAAGUUGCAUGCCAGAAAAAAAAUCAUUCAAAGCUACAGUGUUACAGACAAUUUUUACAUGUAAUUGCUUUUGGGAAAAGAAAAAAAUUAAAUAAUGUCUUUCUGGCAUUACUCCGUAAUUCGAUAUUAUUUAUAAGUUAUAUUGUACUUGUUGUAAUAGGAACUUCAUUUGAACAAGUAUAAUAUUCUUUUUAAUAAUUUUAUACAAUGCAGAGAUGAGAGAUACUUUUUUUAUAUUUUGAGAAAAAUUAUGUAAAAGUAUCAGCAAAAAAUGACAUAUUAAUCAAGUUUUUUAAAAAUAAGUAUUUACCUUAUUGUAUUUUUUAGUUAGCAUGCAUCAAGAAAAUAAAAGUUAGCAUCAUAAUAAGAUUCAAGAUUAAGACGAGAAAAAAUGUGAAAAACACAUAAAAUCGCGUUGCGAUAUUGACUUAUAGAAUGAAAUAUGAUUAAAUUGUAUAUAAAAACGAGAUAGCUUACAUAAGGGUAUCAAAGUCAAUUUAAACCCAUAUUUUGCGCCACAAAAUAGAAGACGAGAAAAGUAACUAAUUUAGGUAUAAUAAAUAAUAAAAACAAAAUUAGGAUAAACCACGACAUAGUUACCCUUCGUAAUGCAAUUAUCUAUCAUUUUACAAAGUUUGAAAUUAAUACAUAAUUAUUUACCCAAAUGCCAUUCGGCCUACUAUCGGAUUUGAAUUGACUUGAUACUCCAAUAAGUCGAUUUUUUUUAACGUGAGAACAAAAUGGUAUUAUUAUAGAAGUGAUUUCUAAAGGGGAAUUCAAUCGCAAAUUUUGAACAGAGAGUAUCAUUUUUACAUCAUAUAAAUCAAAAUCCAUAGAACGAAUAUUCUAAGAUAGUGCAUUUUAUGUUUUCUUAAACAUAGGAGAAUACUCUUUCAGGUUGUAACUUUAUUGUCAAUUAUAAUGAUUUAAUAGAUUUCGCGAUGAUCGCAGUUGCUAUUAAGGUAUAAUUUAAAUUAGAUUUAUAGCGUCAAAUUUAUAAUAUCUCGCAAAUUUUAUUUUAAAAAUAUGAGUAACCGGAAUACAUAUACAUCCAUUUAUUAAAAAAGACGAAAGUAUGGAAUAUACUUACAACCAUGCAAGAGAUACUAUAACAAAAGCAAUGAGUAUAAUAAGCAAAAGUCAAUAAUGAAAUUCAGUAAUUUUGAUGAGCUUAUAUUUUCGGGUUCUUUGCGUAACUACACUUGUAAUCGUUAUGUUGCUUUUAUAGAUUUUAUGAUACUCUUGGAAGAUAAUUAACCAACGUGUUUUAUACUUAUAGAUAGAAAUUCAAAGAAAAAACGUAUAAUAUGAUGCUAAAGCGUCCACAAUUUAUAUCUUUAUUACAUAAGAAAUUCGAAUGCGCGAGCAAUUUGAAUUAGCACAAUUUUUUCAUAUUUUGAGCGUGCGUCUCGGCACACACGCCAAUUAAUAUAUAGUUCCUAGCGCAUAUUUUAUACUUUGAUGAUCACGAAUGAGCAUCAGUCAUCUCGUGAAACAAACGAAAACAAACAAAUAUGAUGGGAUUGAAUUGUUGAAAAGCAGAGAAUUUAAUUGUUUCAGAGAUUUCUUAUACACACGAUAAGUGUUCCGAUAUGUAGUAAUCAUAUUAUGGAAAUAAUUAACUCUUUGAGUGCAAUGGCAUUUCAUAAGAUACAAUUUGAUAUUACCCUUCUCACGUUUACUUGUAAUUGAGGUAAUAUAAAAUUUUUAUUACCUAAUCUUUUUUGUGUAGUGACAUAUAAUUCUAUAAUGUAAGAAUUAUAUCUUGUAUAAAAAGUAUCGCGCGUAUAACUGAAACGUAUUUCUUCCCUGUGCACGAAACACAGCAUUAGUUAUUAUAACAAAUAUUAAAAGAAAAAAAAAACGUAAAUUACAAGCGCCGAACAAGCCUCUUACAGAGAGCCUUAGUUAUGAGAAAUUGGCGACUGAUUACCAAAGAAACGAUAAUCGUUACGAUUUAUCAUUCUUGUGACUGCGCCAGACGACGCACGACUCUUGAAUGUAAUAUUGUUAUGAUAGAACGAGCCUACGAUAUAUGUUCUAGCACAUUUUGUUACGUUGUGUAUUCAUAUUGUAUAAUACGAGUUGAUCUUGUCUUCUAUAUUUAAGGAUAAGCCAUUUUUUUAUAGCUUAUAGAAAGUUAAUCAACUGAAACUGUCAAUUUUUCACGCUAGUAUAUAAUAUAAUACAUUAUACUGCACGCACAAUCAUACCGACAUUCCCUUUUUUACUAAAAAAAUUAAUUUAUUAGUAUUUGUCAUCAAAUAUUUGCAUUAUUGUAUUACGUUAUUACUAUCUGCAUAUAUAAAUAUUAUGUUUUAACGAAUAUGAGCGUGUGAUGUAAUUUAAAAAAAUGUGUUCAUUCUAGGAUUGUUUAACUACAUAUCAUCGUUUAUUAAGAUACCUUCUCAAUAUAGUCAAAUAGUAAAUUAGUAUACAAAGUAAAAAUGAUAAAAAAAAGAUUAGUAAGGCAGAUGCCAGUGUUUAAUUUUUUUGUGCGCAGCUUUACCAAUAUAAUUAUAACUAUACAUUAUGUUUCAGAUUUAUGUACUGAGCUCUGCCUGAGUUACAUUCUACAAUUUUCAUAGCUCUAAUAAUGUUUUGAAUUUUUUACUCAAUUUAAACAAACUGACUAUAUUGAGCAUGGGAAGUACUUUUUUCGGAAUUGCGAACAUUUCAUUUGCAUUUUUAACUUUCUUAUAAUUAUUGUGCACAUUGAUUGGUCGGUAUAGGUUACAUGGUGCUAAAAGUCUAUAUAACAGUCUUUUGUUUAUUUAAGUCGAAAAAAUUAUUCUUUACUACGUAUUUUUUUGUGAGCGAUCGUCUGUAUUAUAUCCUGUAUUUAGUCUAUGAAUAACAAAAAUUUUGUAAAUAGUAGCUUGUAAAGCGUUAAUCGUUAUUGUGCUCAUAAUGGCUAUGUAAAAACAUAAAAAUCCAAGGUGAAUGAAUGAAGCGUUAAGUUUGCUAUGGACAGAAAAAGACUUAUGAAUUGCAGAAAACGGCAAACGAUAGUCAUAUUCAUACUAAUUAGUCGAAUUGAUUUUAGUGUAUAAUUAAAUUGAAUAUAAACACAAAUUACAAAUUACAAGUUUUGCAAUAUUGAAUUUAGAACGUUAAUAAUAACGAGUGAUGAAUUAAUUCACUGAAAUACAGAAACGAAAUCACUUUCUAUUUUUUUGUUUGUUUUAUCAACUUAAUAAUCACCUAAUAAACGUCCCAUUGUAAGUAUUUAGAGCAAACUUGAUGUUAUUACAGUGUUAACAAAAAAUAGAAUGAAACAACAAAAACAUUUUUCAAUACGACAUGACUAUUAUUUUACAACCUUGGCAAAUUUCAACUGAGAAACAUAAGUUUAUUAAAUUUUCAAUUUGAAAUUAUCAAAUAAAAAUUAUGAAUUAAAAAGAAUAAUAAUAAUAAGAGAUAAUUGAUUCUGAAUAUGAAUUUUUUAUGGUCAAUAAACUAUUUAUUACUUUGCAU
Messenger RNA from Nasonia vitripennis (jewel wasp), 6352 nucleotides. It is a transcript of the gene FucTA, whose product is annotated as glycoprotein 3-alpha-L-fucosyltransferase A. The coding region runs from base 711 to 2162 and encodes 483 amino acids. The record is from RefSeq and is a predicted model, not a curated record. The transcript has 8 exons. Gene Ontology annotation, cellular component: membrane. Lineage: Eukaryota; Metazoa; Arthropoda; Insecta; Hymenoptera; Pteromalidae. Gene Ontology annotation, molecular function: alpha-(1->3)-fucosyltransferase activity.